AUGCUGAGUUGUGACCCGGCUGCGAUGAUCGACAGCGCAUGAGAGUCGGGAGAGGAAGCUCGGCGACACAGACCGGCCUGACUCAGAGAGGACCGCGCUGGGCUUCGGCAGGAAUUGAAUCCCCUGCCCCCGGCUCGGCCUGGAUCGGGGCAGCGCACAUUUUGGAUCAGUCCGGGUGGAUUUGGAGUUGAGUAAAAAGGAGCAAGCAAGAGGCUCCUGUGUGAGCUUGUUUGAGAUGAUGAGAAAGAACUGCCCUGUUUCAACAUGCCUAGAAAGACUCCCUGAGAAUGCUUGCCGUCAUCCACGUGCUGGCUGGAAACAGGCUGUGCUUUCUGUGGAUGAGAGAGCAAGACGGUGGUGGGCAGAGCAGAGCCCUGCUGGUGACAGAGGUAUGACCUCGCCUCGUGGUUUCAUAUGCACCACGAGUCAGUCGCCUAGUUCCUCCAGACGUAGUCCCUCAGAACAUCUCGCAGCAGACAGAGGGCCAGUGAGGGGAGGUGAGAAGGGUGAGUUCAAGGAAGAGAGAGAGAGGACCUGUUGAGGAGAAGAGGCAUCAUGCAGUCGGAUGACCUCUUCAUUCGUAAAACUCCGCCGGCAGAGCCCGCGCCCACCACUGACCACACGUGAACUUGGACCCCAAAACGUGAAAGCGGCGUGCGGACGCGCGUGGUGGCCGAAUGGCCUCCCAGGAGAGAGGGCGAGGGCGCGGAGUUGGAGAGCAUGACGCCCAGCAGGCGGGGUUCAACCUGACGUUCGGUUCGGCCGGGGCCACAUCAUGCAGCGCAGCAACAGUGACGUGACCCUGGGUGACCUCGAUGCGGCAGGGAAGGCCGGGGUCAAAGUGGCCCGUGUCAGCAGUGAGAAGACGGGACCGGGGGGUCAGGGCGAGCCUGGCAUAGUCCUCCACCGUGAGUACGGGAGUCUCUCAUCGCUGGAGAGGCAGAGUCACCCAUCAGAGCCCAGCACAGAAGAGCAGGGAGUUCUCAGUCCCAGCGCGCUAACGCUUUCAAGGAUCCAUUCCUGCUGCUGGGACUCCAGGAAAACCCUCCCGAGCCGGAUGGCUUUUUCCGAGCCCUGUCGGCGCCCGCCGGCGACAGUCAAAAGCCGGCCAAGCCCCCGAAGCCUGAAGGACUGGUAAAGAAGUCAAAGCCGGGAUCCUCCCAGUCUCCACUCAUGCCGUGCGAACAGGCCGGUGGGGGCACGUGGGUGCGCAACUUCGCCCACUACGACGUGCAGAGCAUCCUCUUCGACCUGUUAGAGGCGGCCACGAACCGUGACAGCGUCGGCCGCAAGAAAAACAUCACCUCCGGGGCGUCGGCUGCCUCCCAGCACCGUCCCCUCAACCAGGCGGUGCCCUCUUCGCCCUCUCAAGGUGUUGGGGGCGGGACGGGGGGUGGGUCAGGCGCUGAAGACCCUGAGCAUUCCCUGCUGGAUGAGGGGGACGGGAACGACAACGACCUGCUCUUGAGCUGCCCGCACUUCCGCAAUGAGAUGGGGGGGGAGGAGAGGGUGGGUUUGGGGUCUCCGCGAAGCUGCGGCGGCCGCUGGAGGAGCCUACAAAGCCCCAACGACGCUGUAUCUGUGUUAGAGGAGCCCCGGGAGAGCCACGUGAAGCAGCAGGGCAAGAGCAACUACUUCAUAGAGCAUGCGGACCUGGGGGCACGCUACUACCACAAGUAUUUUUACAUGAAAGACCAUCAGAAUUUCUUCGGCAUGGACGAACGUCUGGGCCCAGUGGCCAUCAGUUUCCGCCGGGAGGAGAAGGAAGGGUCCAGCGGAGCGCAGUACACCUACCGGAUCAUCUUCAGGACCACGGAGCUAAAGACCCUUCGAGGCUCCAUCCUAGAAGAAUCCGUGCCAUCUGGUGCACGCCACCCCACCACUAGGGGGCUGUCUCCUAAGAGACUGUUGGAGUUCAUUCUCCCGGACCUCAACCUGCAUUGCCUCAGACUGGCCUCCAACUAUCCCAAAGUGCGGGACACGCUGCUCAAGCUGGACGAGCAAGGGCUGAAUUUCCAGCGUAAGGUCGGGGUAAUGUACUGCCGGGCAGGGCAGAGCACAGAGGAGGACAUGUAUAAUAACGAGAGCUCCGGGCCAGCGUUUGACGAGUUCCUGGACCUGCUGGGGGAGAGAGUGAGACUGAAGGGUUGGGAGAAAUAUCGAGCCCAGCUCGACACUAAGACGGAUUCCACGGGGACACACUCCCUAUACACGCGCUAUCAGGACUAUGAGAUCAUGUUCCACAUUUCCACCAUGCUCCCGUACACUCCCAACAACACACAACAGCUCCUGAGGAAGAGGCACAUAGGUAACGAUAUCGUGACGAUAGUCUUCCAGGAACCCGGGGCUUUGCCGUUCACCCCCAAAGCCAUCCGCUCGCACUUCCAACAUGUGUUCAUCAUCGUACAAGUGCAUGAGCCCUGCACGGAGAACACCUACUACAGGGUUGCGGUGACCCGCUCCAAGGACAUCCCUCUGUUCGGACCCCUCUUUCCCAAAGGUGCCCGCUUCCCCCGCUCACUAGCUUUCCGUGACUUCCUGCUCGCCAAGGCCGUGAAUGCAGAAAAUGCCGCUGAGAAGUCGGAGAAGUUCCGCUCCAUGGCCACGCGCACUCGGCAGGAGUACCUGAAGGACCUGGCUGAGAACUACGUCACUACCACGCCCAUAGAAUCUUCCACCAAGUUCCAACUGCUGUCGCUCGGUGGGAAACGCAAGGACAAGCUGAAGGGGGCCAAGGGGGCAGAGCUCCACAGCGCCGGGGCCCUAGUGUGGGCCGUCAGCGCCAUCCAGGAGAAUGGUGGCCCAAAGCUUCCUUGCCUGUUGGGCGUGUCUGCCGAAUCGGUGGUGCUGAUUGAACGCUGCACCAAGAUGGUUGUAUUUAACUGCUCGUGCCGUGACGUGAUUGGCUGGAAGGCAGUGUUGGAGGCAGGGGCUCAGGGCGGACCUUGUCUGGAUAUCUUUUACGAGAGGGGGGAGGCCGUGUCAAUUACUGUGAUGGAGAACCAGGCAGAAGAUAUUAAAGAGAUGGUGCAGAGGCUUGAGCUGGUGACGCGGGGCUGUGAGGCACGGGAGGUGACCCCCCUGCGGGACAGCGUGGGCCAGCCGGGCUUCCUGAUGAGCGAGGAGGGCUUCGUGACAGAGCUGCAGCGCUUCGGCUACGCAGAGAGCGGCGGCCUCCAGAUGGGGGCGCGCGUGGUGCGGCUCUGCGGCCAGGCCCUGGUGCACCUCACCCAGGAGGAGAGGAGCCGGCGCUUGCGCACCGCCCCCAAGAUCCACAUCACCGUCAUUCCGCCCGAUGAGAACGGCAAGCCGCGCAGGAGCUUCUCCGAGCUCUACCAGAAGUCCAUCCAGGACGCGGAGAGCAAGUCCGGAGAGGGCCAGCCAGGCGAGGCCUGGGUCCUGGAGGAGGCAGAGGAAGAGGAGGACGAAGGCAGAGAGGAGGCGACCGAGCAGGAGGAGCAGGAGCAGGUCAAAGAGGAGGAGUCCUUAACCGUGGCACUGCCGGCCAGCGAAGGCGAGGUGGAGAGCAGAGCUCCAGGCGAGGGGGAGCACAGCAGCCUGCUCUCCCCACCCAGCCUGCCUCUCCACCGGACUGCCUCGCUGCAGGACAGCCCCCAGCCCCAGGGCCAAGAGAUCACAGCCUCCUGUCUCACACGCAGCUACUCACUGGAGAGACAUCUGCACUACCGGGACAUCUGUGAUGGUCAUGUGUAUGAUAACGUUGGGAUAAAGGUGAACAAGCAUCAUAUCUAUGAGGACAUCGGAGAGCUGAUGGAUGCAACCCCUGACCUUAUACUGGCUGUCAAGCCUAAAGUGCUUCUGGAGGAGGAGAGACAGGUUGGAGUGGAUGAAGGGGAAGAGGAGACGCCGUCGGGGAGCGAGGUGCCCCUUCGCCCAACGUGCACGGAGAGAGCCGAGAGAAACUCCAGAGCUCUGAGCCUACAUAACUCCAUCACAAAGAUUCUUUCAGAAACCACAGAUUCAUCAGAGGAGGAGUGGCAGUCUAUUUCUGAUCUGGCCACAGCUUGCAGGAGUAUUCUAGAAGCCCUGUCACGAGAAGACCGGAAGGCGGACGACGGGACCCAGGCAGGGGCAGACGCGGUGACCCUGCCCAGCCAGAUGGAGACCAAACUCAGAGAUAUUAAAGACAGUGAGUCCCCCAGUCACCUGGAGGAGAAGGUGUCCCAGUUGGAGGCCAUGCUGAAACGGCUACAGGAUGACCUCCAGAAGGAGAAGGAGGACAAGGCGGUGCUGCAGGCAGAGGUGCAGAGUCUGAGGCAAAACAACCAGAGGCUGCAGGAGGAGUCGCAGAGCACCGUGGCGCGCCUCAUCAAGGUCACCGAGCUGCUGUGCAACGUCAACAAGCCCUGCUAGCAGAGCGCGGCCCACGCGCAGGGACCACUGGGGAUCAGCGCAAAUGUUAGCAUGUCCUGCCAGCGUUAGGGGUCCAGACCCAGACCCUGUACAUAGUCUUAGGGAGACUACUAAGGAAUGACACAAACGUUAGCAGGACACUUGAAACGGAAGUAUAGACUUGAACCUUUGAACGUGCUUGUUGCUUGAUCCCUGCUAGUGAAAAACUGCAAGAAUGAAUUCAAUGUUUAACAAGUCCGAGCAUAUAAAGGCCACUUGGAAGGCUUGAAGACGUCCGGUAGCAUGUGCUCUAAGAUCUGAAGACUGUUAGGCCUGUAUUUGGGUAACAAGGAAAGCCAGUCUACUAGAUUGUAGAGUGUAGAUAUACCAUAUGGUAUAUGGUGUAUAUGCUUGAAUGUGCCAGUCAGCAAAGUAAGCCUAGCUGUGUUGAUAUAGACCCAGUGAACAUAAGAGCAUUCAUUACAUUUACAUUACCGCCUGGAAUCAAUUGUGCAGCUGUAUGGAAAUUCAGAAGCCUUUGCUAAGCUUUGGUUGCAUGGCUUCCCCACAACCAAGGGAAAUACCUGAGAAACUUGACCAUUUCCCAUCCCGUUAGGCCUUUAAAGUUCUUCAAGAACCAGCAGAUUUCCACAUUAUGGCCAUCUGGUCACAUGUAGAUACAAACACAGUAAGGGACAAUGGAAUAAUAUUAUUGUCAGCCACCAUCGCCUUGUGUUUUCACUAAACACACAUUUUCCAGUCAACUGGAACAGACAUUAUUCCUACCCCAAAAUGUAAUUAUUUAAUUUAAAACCUCAACUUAGGCUUGUUCUGUGCCCUCAUUCAUUCUUCACACACUUUGUUAAUGUUCCAGUUCAUCGUUACAAGAUAAAAUUCAUACUGUUAUGGUGCUGAACAGAUCUGCUGGGACAGAUUUCCUUCCGGUUUUGUUCUACAGGUUAGCCGCUAGUCCAUAACCACUGGGACAGUAUGCUAAUGCACUCUGCUAUUCAGUAUUUGAUUGGUCAGUUACA
This is a messenger RNA of Electrophorus electricus (electric eel), 5387 nucleotides long. NCBI's taxonomy places the organism in Eukaryota, Metazoa, Chordata, Actinopteri, Gymnotiformes, Gymnotidae. The record is from RefSeq and is a predicted model, not a curated record.